CGGCGCGUCCCGGGACCGGCCGCUGAUGGCGGCGCCGCCGACGCUGUGUGCCCCGGGCGCUCCCGCCGCUGCCUGAGGCGCUCCCGCCGCCCCCGCUCCCGCCGCCAUGACCGAGGAGCCGUACGAGAAGUUCCUGGCCCCCGAGGAGCCGUGCCCGCUGCUCUCGCACCAGCACCCGCCGCGGGGCGGCAGCUUUAGCCUGAGCGAGGAGGGCUGCCUGGACGUCAGCGAUUUCGGCUGCCAGCUGUCCUCCUGCCACCGCACCGACCCUCUGCACCGCUUCCACUCCAACAGGUGGAACUUGACAUCUUGUGGGACGAGUGUGGCCAGCUCAGAGUGCAGUGAAGAGCUGUUCUCAUCCGUGUCAGUGGGGGAUCAGGAUGAUUGUUACUCUCUGCUGGAUGACCAGGAGUUCACCUCUUUUGAUCUGUUCCCCGAGGGCAGUGUCUGCAGUGAUGUCUCCUCUUCUAUCAGCACAUACUGGGAUUGGUCAGACAGCGAGUUUGAGUGGCAGUUGCCUGGCAGUGACAUUACAAGUGGGAGUGAUGUGCUUUCUGAUGUUAUACCGAGUAUUCCAAGCUCUCCCUGUCUGCUUCCCAAAAAGAAAAACAAGCAUAGGAAUCUUGAUGAACUUCCAUGGAGUGCAAUGACAAAUGAUGAGCAGGUUGAAUAUAUUGAAUAUUUGAGUCGCAAAGUCAGUACAGAGAUGGGCCUUCGAGAGCAACUUGAUAUUAUUAAAAUUAUUGAUCCUACUGCUCAGAUCUCACCUACAGAUAGUGAAUUCAUAAUUGAAUUAAACUGUCUCACAGAUGAAAAACUGAAACAGGUGAGAAACUAUAUCAAGGAACAUGGACCUCGCCAGCGGUCUGCAAGGGAGAGCUGGAAGAGGAACAGCUACAGCUGUGCCAGUACCAGUGGUGUGAGUGGUGCCAGUGCCAGCAGCAGCAGUGCCAGCAUGGUCAGCUCAGCAAGCAGCAGUGGCUCCAGUGUUGCCAACUCCGCCUCAAACUCCAGUGCCAACAUGAGUCGAGCACACAGCGACAGCAAUCUAUCCACAAGCGCUGCAGAAAGAAUCCGGGAUUCAAAAAAACGUUCCAAGCAACGGAAACUCCAGCAAAAGGCGUUACGGAAGAGACAGCUGAAAGAACAAAGACAAGCUCGUAAGGAAAGACUGAGUGGAUUAUUCCUUAAUGAAGAAGUGCUGUCUUUAAAAGUGACUGAGGAGGACCAUGAAGGAGAUGUGGAUGUUUUAAUGUGACAGGGGUGAAUUUAUCAGUGUUCUUUCUAAGCCUUAAAUGUAUUAUCUUUAUUGUUUACAUAUAUUUCUUGACCAAAUUUUAAUUAGUGUUAACAAUACAAACCAGAUGUUUUCUCAAGUGUAAUUUUGCUAAGAAGGUCUAAGUAUUGAGUAACUUCAGCUUUUUGAGACUGAUUUUGCAACAAAGAGUUCAGAAACUUAUCUGUCUUCUGAAAGGCUGCUGAAUAGAUAUGAUUUUAAGGAUAUUUGAACUUGGCUAACAUGCUAAUUUACUUGCACGUAAGUCUAGGGGUGCUUUUGGAUGACACAAAGCAUGCAUUACUAUGCUUCAGCAUAUUUAGGUUUUUUUCCAACUUAGAGUUAGUAUUACACUUGGCUUUUUCUGUCUUCCUUUCCCAUUAUUAGGAAGAUUGUUUAGCAUGAGGAAAAAUCUUUUGCUCUGUGGGGCUUUCUUCAGUCUUGCUCUUGAUUUGUACAAAAUCAAAGUACUAUUGAUACUUUUCUAAAAGUUGUGAUUUAACUCAAAUUACACAGAAAACAAGAAGCAGGACAUCUAAUGCAGAGAAUCUGUAAUACAAAUACUGCCUAAUAAUGUAGUUCUUAGGAACCAACUAAAAUUUAAAAAACUCUCAAAAUAAUUGUGGGCUUAGUCUUCAGAAGGUUAUUUUGCUGCUCAGUAUCUUAUGAUUGUUACUAAUGGUUCACCAGUACAUCCCUAGUAUUUCUGUGAAAAGAUUCCAAUAAAAACACAUUUAUGCAUUGAAAAUACACUAAUCUACAAUUAAGUUGUCUAGGACACUACUUAAAAUAGUUAAAAACACUACUGGAAACAGAAGUGCAAACAAGUGGCACACAGCUUGAGUGGUUUUCUUCCCCAGAAGCAUAUUUAAAUAGAUUCAUAUUGUUGACAAAAGAACUUAAUUAAUGCAGCUGUACUUUUUUAAUUGUAUGUUUAGCUGAGGUUGUCUUCUGUGUGGGCCGUUACACCAUGACAUGUAUCAGAAUUCUCCUUUUGUUGUCUAUCAGCUUUUGAAAUUUCUCAUGAUAAGAAAAUUAGGUAAAAUUGUGGCUUUCAGGUACGGAAGUAGUAGUAGUUUCAACCUUUUUCUUAAUUCUGACAGUCUUUAAGAUGAUUUUAGUCUUUAUCUUGGAACUACUUUUAUAGAACUCCUUCCCCACAUGGCUGAGAUAAAAAUGAUAGUUCUAAAUUUUAACAUGAAAUUUAAAACUUUAUAAAAGUAUGUUUGAGUUCUGAGUUUAGGAAAUAUUUUUUUAUUAUGUUGAUGCUUCAUUACUUUAAUUAUGCUCUUGAAUUAAGGAGUUUAGCAUGGCCACAGGUGUCUGUAAUUGUAGGAUACAGCCCAAUCCUGCAGAAUGCAUGUUCAGCUUUAGGACUAUUGAUGUUAAUGUUCUGUGUCCUGCACAGUCUUAUUAGCCCUGACAGCUGAGGUAUUUUUUUUUCAGAAGUGGCAUUCCUUAUAGCCUCAAAAUAAACUGACCAGUAAAUUAUCUGAACAAUGGCCUCUGAAAGGGUUUUGAUAAGAAAUAAAUGAGGUCCAUAGUCAAACUAA
This is a messenger RNA of Pseudopodoces humilis (Tibetan ground-tit), 2829 nucleotides long. It is a transcript of the gene FAM199X, whose product is annotated as family with sequence similarity 199, X-linked. The record is from RefSeq and is a predicted model, not a curated record. Lineage: Eukaryota; Metazoa; Chordata; Aves; Passeriformes; Paridae.